Molecule: messenger RNA, 1653 nt
Organism: Fonsecaea multimorphosa CBS 102226
Lineage: Eukaryota; Fungi; Ascomycota; Eurotiomycetes; Chaetothyriales; Herpotrichiellaceae
Exons: 1
Coding region: 1-1653 (550 amino acids)
Molecular function (GO): monooxygenase activity; oxidoreductase activity, acting on paired donors, with incorporation or reduction of molecular oxygen; heme binding
Source: RefSeq, a predicted model, not a curated record
AUGGCGUCCUUGCGAUCGCUACCGUGGGACAGCCUUGAGAAGUAUUCUGGCACCCUAGGUCUGCGCAACCUAGGCAUCCUAUUGGUCACUGGCUUCAUCUUCAUUAAAGUGAUUGAGCUGGCCCACAGCCUUCACUACCACUCUCGUCGAGCGAGGGAGCUUGGCUGCCGACACCCGCAACGCAUACGACCCAACCGCCUUCCUCUCGGUGUCGAUUCUGUCAUUAGGAUGAUGAAAGCUGACAAUCACCACCAAGUACCCGAAGAGCUUCACAAGAUAUACCUGGAACAAGGCAACGCAAUAAAGGAAGGGGUGGUCAAUACUUGGAAAGAGUCCAAAUUUGGUGUAUCCCACUACGUGACUGUCGAGCCGCGAAAUAUCCAAGCUAUCCUCGCGACUCAAUUCAACGAUUUCGAGGUUGGUAGGAGGAGGUUCAACGUCAGCACACCACUUCUCGGCAAGGGCAUAUUUAUCUUGGACGGCAAAGGCUGGGAGACUGCGCGCACACUCCUUCGACCACAGUUUGCCCGCAGCCUCGUGAGCGACUUGGAUCUGGAGGAGCGACAUGUUCAAAGCCUUUUCAACCAACUCUCGAUGCCAGGUAGCGAUGGAUGGACCAAGGUCGCAGACAUCAAGCCUCUUUUCUUUAAUCUGACUCUCGACACGGCCACAGAGUUCCUGUUUGGAGAGUCAUUACACUCUCAACUCCAAACCUCCAGUACGGACUUGAACAAGAGUCCUGUGCGUCAUGGCUACGACCUGCGCUGUGUCGCCGAAGCGAUAGAUACAGGCUUGCACGACAUGGCCGUCAGAAUCCGCCUGGGUGAAUUGUAUUGGUUGUACAACCCGAAAAGCUGGCGAGAGUCCAUCAGACUAUGCCAUGGCUUUACUGACACGUACAUUCAGCUUCUUCUAGACAAGGGCCAAGAGGCGAACAACUCCGAAGGAGGUGGUGAGCGUGGGACCAAGUAUGUCUUUCUGAACGAGCUUGCGAAAUCGACGCAAGACGCAAUGCAACUUCGGAGUCAAACACUGGCAGUGCUGAUGGCGGGCCGGGACACGACUGCUAGCUUGCUUUGCUGGAUCUUUUGGAUGUUGGCACGCCAUCCUGCAGUUUUGAAGAGACUGCGUCAAUGCGUCCACGAGUCAUUUGGGGCAUGCAGCGAACCUAACAUAACAUUUGAGUCGCUGAAAAGCUGCAAGUACUUGCAAUAUGUCAUCAACGAGACGAAUCGAACAUGCACAAUCCUGCCAUUCAACGUCCGUGUUGCAGCUAAAGAUACAAGCUUGCCGCUUGGAGGUGGGCCGGACGGCACCUACCCUCUUUACAUCAAGAAAGGGGCAGAAGUCCAGUUCUGGCCGUCAAUCACCCACACGCGUGAGGACAUUUGGGGACCAGACGCUAAAGAAUUCAACCCGGACAGGUGGGAGGGAAGAAAACCCGGCUUUGAAUUCCUCCCAUUCCUGGCGGGACCGCGGAUAUGCCUGGGCCAGCAGCUGGCAUUGACCGAGGCAGCUUAUGUGGUGGUCAGAUUUCUUCAACGGUUUGACCAGAUCGAGUCAACUGACAAGAGUUGGGAGCGCUUCCAUCAUUUGACCGUGACCGAUGCUCCCAUGGAGCUACCACUCCGCUUUCACGACGCAGGGAUGUAG